AGGUUUACUUUAAUGCACCAAAUACCCCUAAACUUUCCAAAAUGCACCAAACACCCCUGACGUAUGCAAUAAUAUCAUUAAAUGCCCUUUUGUCUGACGGACGUUAACCCUCCGUUACCAUGUUUUUACCUUGUUGCCCUUACUUGUCCUUUCUGGCGCCAUAUCAAAAAAGAAAAAAAAAACAAAACAAAUUCAAAACCUAACUUCCCAACUUCUUCCUCGACAUUUCUCUCUGUUCUCUUACACCAUUAGAGAGCACUUGAGUACCAAACCAAAGAGAGAGAAAGAUCGAAAUUUGCUGGGAUUUGUGUAAAACAACUCGCAAUAGUUAGUCGAAGUAAAUCCCCACGAAAAGAUCGACAAUUUGGUCCAAAAAUCUGCAGUUUUCGCGAGUCCUACAAAAGUGGGUGCAAGGAGAGCAAAGGACUGGAAUUUGUGGCUUCAACUUCAUCAAAAUUGUGUCAAGGAUGGUCGCAAUUUGGUUGUUAUGUCAUUAUAAUGAUCGGAAUUUUGAUGUGAGGGUACAAGAUACUGAUGAAACGAACUACAUGGAUUUGGUUGAUGACUUGUUUGAUGAUUCUAUUAAGCAAGAUGUUCUGAUUCCCGAUUUAUUUAGAUUGUUUUAUGUUAAUCCUAGUACGAAUAAAAGAGUAGAAUUGUUGAAUGAUGUUGGUUUGAUGGGCAUGUGGGGUUUAUUUAAGCGCACAGAUACUGUGGAAAUAUGGAUAGAGAAGGCAAAUGAGAAGGAAACUUCAAUCCAAUUUAGGACUGCAGUUAAGAAAAGGAAGGAUAGGAAGGAAAGGAAGGCUGUAGAACUUAGAAGGAAAGCUGAGGAGUUUGAGAGGGAGAGGGAAGAGGAAAGGAGAAGGUUAGAAAGGGAGGCUGAGAUUCAAAGGGAUUUGGAGGAGCAAUUGGCAAACACAGUGGCAGUUGAGGUGCCUGUGUAUGAUGUUGAGGAUUUAAGCGUAGAGUACGUACGUGUUUACAGCUCACAACAUGCUGACUGCUUUUCCCCGGGAGGUUCCCAACCACCAAAUACACAAAAAGAGCCUUCACCACCACCAAGAGAGCCCUCACCACCACCAAAUAAUCCAUCACCACCACCAAGAAGUCCCUCACCACCACCAAAUAAUCCAUCACCACCACCAAGAAGUCCCUCACCACCACCAAAUAAUCCAUCACCACCACCAAGAAGUCCAUCACCACCACCAAGAAGUCCCUCACCACCACCAACCUCACCACAAACACAACCACAGCAACAACAACAACAAACAGAACAUCAGCAACAACAACAAACAGAACAUCAACAACAACAACAAACAGAACAACAGCAACACCAACCCACAGAACAGCAGCAACAACAUCAAACAGAACACCAGCCAGAUCAGACACCCCCUCCUAACAGGGCUGAGUUAAACAAAGGGAGGGGUUUCAGAAUUUCCAGAAGUCAUGCUAAGAAGACGGGUGAGUUUGUUCCUAAGAAGAGGGGGGGAAGGCCUGCUGGUUCAAGGGUGAGGAAACCCACUGCAUACAAUGUGGAGGAAGAGGAGCAAUGGGAUGAUGAGAGUGAUGAUGAAAAUUUUGAGGAGAGUGAGAGUGAUAGUGAAACUGGUUUCAACUCCGACGAUUUCAUUGACGAAGAAAUUGAAGAAGAUGAAGAACAAGAUGUUCUUAAGGAGGUAAUUUCUGAGAGAAGUUUUGAGGAUCAUUUAGAUGGGAGUAAUAAGCUGGAUAAUUUGUAUGCAAAUGGGAAAGUUGUGGGAAGCAUGCCAUGGGGGACUAUCAAGUUGCAACCAUGGAUGAUAUUCCAAAGCAAGACACACUUCAUGGAGGUCUUCAGAGACUUCUGUAUUCAAGAGGGAUUUGCUGUGAGUGUUGAAAAGGCUGAUACAACCAGAUUCACUGCAAUGUGUCUGGUUGAGUCAUGCAAUUGGAGGAUCCAUGCCUGUGUGUUGUUGGAUGGGGUCAGUUGGGCCAUUAAAACUCUUGUCAGUGAGCACAAGUCUUGUGGGAGACUUGAGGAGAAUCCCAUGGUGACAUCUCAGUGGCUAUGCACCAAACUACUUCCUGACAUUGAAGCAAAUCCAGAAAUCCCAAUUAAGACACUUCAAAGAAAGGCAUUGGGGAUUUAUAGGGUACAAGUGAAACAGAGGUUGAUGUACAAGGUGAGAAGCCUCGGGAGGCAGCAAAUUUAUGGAGGUUUUGAUGAGUCAUAUGCCCUUUUACCAUCCUAUGCUGAAAUGAUCAAAUCUACCAAUCCUGGGAGUUAUGCCUUGGUCACUUGGACUGCAGAUUCUGGUAACGUGACACCCCGUUUCAAGGCUUGCUUUUUCUCCUUUGCUGCACAAGUUAGGGGUUUCUUAAGAGGUUGUAGGCCUAUCAUAGGCAUUGAUGGUGCACAUUUGAGUGGAUACUAUAAGGGAAUUCUCCUCACUGCAGUUGCUAUCGAUGGGAAUAAUGAGAUUUUUCCAUUAGCCUAUAGCAUUGUGAGUACGGAGAGUAUGGACACAUGGUCCUAUUUUUUCAGAAGUUUGAAGGCUUUGUUUGUUCAACAUGGGUGCCAGAGGGAUGACUGGACUUUUAUUAGUGACAGAAUGAGGGGAGUAGAAUCUGCUUUGUAUGAUGUUUUCCCCAAAGCAGUCAGGAGGGUCUGUGCUCAGCAUCUGUAUACCAACUGCAGACAAGCUGGAUACAGUGGCACAGCCUUCCAUGACUUGUUCUGGGUUGCUGCUGAUGCAUACAAUCCAUAUGUCUUCAACAAAGCCAUGGAAAAGAUUGGCAAACUCAUCCCAGAAGCAGUGGGAUAUCUUGACAAAGUGCCUGAACAGUGGUCUAGACACAAGUUUGAUGUUGAGGUCACUUGUGAUCACAACACCACCAACUUUGUGGAAUCCUUCAACGCGUGUACCAAACCCUUUAGGGAUCUUCCUGUUUUGUCACUUCUUGAAGAAAUAAGGUCUUGGUGCAUGACGAAGAUCGGGGCCAGAUUUGAUAAAGCUGUUGACAUUGGACCCGAUCAAUUGACGCCAUAUGCUACUAAGGAGCUUGAAGAGAGGAGUGCUGACUCGAGGCUUGCUGCUAGAGUUUGUGGUUGUGGGAAAUGGCAAGGGUGUGGUAUACCUUGCAAGCAUGCUAUUAGGGUAAUAUACCAUCAAAGACUCAAUCCUACAGAUUUUGUUUCUCCUUACUUCAAAGGGGCAGCCUAUAAGCUCACAUACUCAGAGCAUAUUCACCCCAUGCCUGACUCAACACAGUGGCCUACAUUUGAGCUACCUAGGAUUCUUCCCCCACUAAUGAGAAGGGCAGCUGGCAGACCAGCCAAGCAGAGAAGAAGAGGUGCUCAUGAGAAGAAGAGGGGGAAAAGAAACACCACUGUCAAGUGUGGGAAAUGCAAGCAAAUUGGGCAUAACUCAAGAACCUGUAAAGGAGGUUCCACUGCAAAACAGAGGAAAGAAUCUGCUACAGCUGCUGCUGGUUCUGCUGGUGCAUCAACAUCUGGUGCUAGGAAGAGGAAGGCUCCAACAUCUAAUGCAUCGAGCAGCAAGAAGUCCAAAGCUGCAUAA
This is a messenger RNA of Spinacia oleracea (spinach), 3563 nucleotides long. RefSeq lists its product as uncharacterized. The record is from RefSeq and is a predicted model, not a curated record. Gene Ontology annotation, molecular function: DNA binding; zinc ion binding; transposase activity. The transcript has 5 exons. Gene Ontology annotation, biological process: DNA transposition. The coding region runs from base 468 to 3563 and encodes 1031 amino acids. NCBI's taxonomy places the organism in Eukaryota, Viridiplantae, Streptophyta, Magnoliopsida, Caryophyllales, Amaranthaceae.